Messenger RNA from Labeo rohita (rohu), 1557 nucleotides. Its product is annotated as collagen alpha-1(VIII) chain-like. Gene Ontology annotation, molecular function: protein binding. The record is from RefSeq and is a predicted model, not a curated record. The transcript is spliced from 3 exons. Lineage: Eukaryota; Metazoa; Chordata; Actinopteri; Cypriniformes; Cyprinidae. The coding region runs from base 441 to 1118 and encodes 225 amino acids.
CUCUUCAGUGCUGAGCUGCUGCGGGCGCUGCUGAAACUCCACCUGGUUCAGCAGAUUUCUGGAUACUGAUUAUUAAGUUUAGUACAGUCUCACACACCCUUGCAAAAAAUAACAACACUUAAUUGUGAAAGAGACCUUGAAUGAAUAUAAUCAUUUUUUGACUUAUGAAAAUUAAGCACAGUUUGUGCAAUACUUUUACAAAAAAAAUGCUUGGUGGAAAGAAUAAUGCUUGUAGCAUGAAUUUAAUAUGGUUGUGAAUAAACUUGCACAAGAGUUAUAGUGCUAUCACAACAAUCGCCACCAGAGAUGCGUGAUAAAUAAUGAGAAAACGCAUAUCAGGCGGAUACAGAGGUGUGUCUAGAGCAUGUUAAAUUGGUGGCCAGCUGCACUUGCAUCAUCCUAUAGUUUAAUAUCAGCAUAAGAAGUGUUGAAGACCAAAGAUGUCCUGCACCAUUCUGUAUCCACUGCUGCUGCUUCUCUUCAGCUGUGACUGUAUUGCUGAGGUCCAGCAGGAAGAGAACGAAGUGCAGGCUGAGGGGACUGAGCUUUUGAAUGUGAAAAAAAGAGGUGCUGUUUUCACUCCUGGUGAGUUCCAGCCACACAUUAUCACAGGGAUCCAGUCUGAGCUGACACAGCUGAAAUCUACUGUGAGUUCUCUGAAGAACAGACUGCAGAUCACUGAGGAUCAACUGAAACAACUCGGGAGAAAUGAAUAUAAAGUGGCAUUUGGCGCCACACUUGGAUCAACAGAUAACUUUGGACCCUUCAACACUCCAGUCACACUGGUUUACAAUAAUGUCUAUGUGAAUGAGGGAAGAGCUUACAACCCAAACACUGGUAUCUUCACAGCACCUGUAAAAGGGGUCUAUUACUUCAGUUUUUCUGGACAUAAUCGCUCAUCUAGAGUUCUGAAUUUAGGACUCUUUAAAAAUGGAGAGCAGAUGGUCAUUCUUUUCAAUCAUCCUCUAGGUAACCGCUAUGAGUCAACAGCUAAUUCAAUCUCUUUGAUUCUAGAGAAAGGAGAUCAUGUCUAUGUGCGUCUCCGAGAGACUUCAUGGGUCUUUGAUAACUUCAGUCACCACAAUUCAUUUGUUGGCCAUUUGCUUUUCCCACUUUGAAUCUUACUAAAUUCAUGAAGCUCAUAGUCAUAACCAACAUGACUUUUUGCAUGCAAGACUAAUAUUUUAUUCUGGUAUGUUUUCAUAUGCAUAAGAAAUACACUUUUAAUGAAAGUUGAAGUGGUGAAACAACUGAUAGACCAAACAAAUCCUGGACUGCUGUAUGAAUAUUUUAUAUUUUAUAUUUAACCCUUUUAACUUAAAGUUAAGCUAAUCAAAUUUCAAAAUUCACUUCUGCCUAAUAACAGAGAAGGGGAAUUUGCAUAUGGAAACUGCGCAUAUAUUAGGAUCCUGUUAUAUUAGAGAAAAAUGAUAUAGGUCUAAACAUUUCAUGCUAUCUUUGCUCAUGUACCUAUCCUAUAUAAACUGCUGUAAUCUUCUUGCCGGUGGGUUUUCUCUGUGACUUGUGUGAGAUACUCCCAGCCAUGAAUAAAGCAUA